Messenger RNA from Microthlaspi erraticum, 351 nucleotides. The record is from the annotation of a GenBank genome assembly. NCBI's taxonomy places the organism in Eukaryota, Viridiplantae, Streptophyta, Magnoliopsida, Brassicales, Brassicaceae.
AUGGGAUGGACCUUUCAUGACAGCAAUCAUCUCCUCCUUCAGCAGAACGCAAAGGCCCAAAGGUUUAUCGCCUCACCUCUGGUAGCCGAAGCGUUGGCGAUUCGUUUGGCGCUUCAGAAUGCUCUAGAUCUAGGCUUCACUUGUUUGCAUGUGGCCUCGGACUCGAAUCAGACUAUCUCCGCAAUCAAUUCGGGGAUCUAUCUCUCGGAAGCUUAUAGUGUUCUUCAGGACAUCUCUCAUUUGGCUUCUCGUUUUCAUCUUGUUAUGUUUGUCUUUGUUCCUAGAGAUGCUAAUGUGUUAGCAGACUCUAUUGCCAAACUAUCUCUCCGAAAUUUAAUUUCGGAUGAGUAG